Messenger RNA from Alosa alosa (allis shad), 2394 nucleotides. RefSeq names its product transmembrane protein 62 (gene tmem62). The transcript has 14 exons. Bases 349 to 2295 code for a protein of 648 amino acids. NCBI's taxonomy places the organism in Eukaryota, Metazoa, Chordata, Actinopteri, Clupeiformes, Clupeidae. Gene Ontology annotation, molecular function: hydrolase activity. The record is from RefSeq and is a predicted model, not a curated record.
CUGACGCCUUCGUUGUAGGUUUGCAUUGGCAUCAUGAACGCGCCCCUACAGAAUUCUACGCAAUGAGUGCUGUGGUGACGUAUGUCAAAGCCGACCUAUCCAGUCGCGCUUCUCUCUUCCCUAUUCCAUUUUCUGAAAGGGACAUCCGUGCAUGUCAUCCGUUCCAGACUGCAAUUUACUUGAAAUUGGCAAUGAGUCAGUUCGUCGAUAAAAUGGGAAAGACUUCGUCCAAAGUCUCAUCUGGUCACUCGUGUCUACCGAGUCCGUAAUUUCACCAGUUGCGGAUUUCCCAUAGCCAUUCUGUCUUUGCAAAGUCACCAGAGCCCUCUGUCGCUUCUCUGCUACAGAAUGCUCAGGCUGUUUGUUGUCUUGGUUCUAGUCGGAUUGCUGUUAGCGUCCCUUGCCUCCUGGGUGAUAGACAGCUAUGAUACGACUUUGCACCUGAAGCGGAGUUUGGGUCAGGUCAGCGCUGAAAAUGCUGCUAAGGUCACUGGGCCCCCAUAUCCGGGUGGUGAACUGAAUAACAUAUUUUGGUUUGUACAGGUAUCCGACAUUCAUAUCAGUCGCUUCCGUGACCCACGCCGUGUUCCAGAUUUUGAGAAGUUUUGCACUGAGACUAUUGAUGUGAUCAAACCUGCUCUUGUACUUGCAACAGGUGACCUGACGGACGCAAAGACAGAAAGUAAAGUGGGUUCCCUUCAGCAUGAAGUAGAGUGGCAAGCUUACCACAAUGUUUUGAAGAGGUCACAUGUCAUGGAGCGCACCAAAUGGAUUGACAUCCGAGGAAACCAUGAUGCUUUCAACAUUAUUUCUCUGGAGAGCGUUAACAACUACUACAGAAAGUACUCGGCAGUACAGAAGGUGGGAUCAUUUCACUACAUCCACAAGACUCCAUUUGGCAAUUACUCCUUCAUCUGUGCCGAUGCCACCCUCACCCCUGGACCCAAGAGGCCUUAUAAUUUCUUUGGCAUUCUUGGCGAGGACCAAAUGAAGCAGCUGGCGGCAUUCCAAGCAGAGAGCGACAGUAGCAACCAGACCAUCUGGUUUGGUCACUACACCACCUCCACCAUCAUCUCUUCCUUCCCUGGCAUCAGGGACUUGAUGAGUUCGGCUGUGGCAUACCUGUGUGGGCACCUGCAUACCCUGGGUGGACUGAUGCCAGUUCUGCACAGCAGGCAUUCGUCCGGUACUCUGGAGCUUGAGCUUGGGGACUGGAUGGACAAUCGCAGAUAUCGCGUGCUGGCUUUUGACCAUGACCUGCUGAGUUUUGCAGACCUCAAAUUUGACGAUUGGCCUGCAGUGAUCAUCACCAACCCCAAGGAGGCGCUGUAUAUGAAGCCCGGCGUGGAGCCUCUGGAACGCAUUCGCAGCUCCACACACAUCAGGUGUCUCCUCUGUGUGAUCCUGGUGUUCUCUGUGGCCCCCAUUAGAGAGGUGCAUGUCACUGUGGAUGGCGCUCCCUGGGGGAUAGCCUACCCAGUCGGAGGUCCACUUUACGUGGUGCCCUGGGACCCCUCACUCUUCAGCAGUGGCUUACACACUAUAUCCGUGAUGGUGGAGGAUGCAGCAGACCGUGUGAAGGUUCGAGAGCAGCAGUUCACCCUGGAGGAGGACCUGACGCCCAGUUUUGGCUUUGUCCAGUCCUUUAUUCUUCUUACUGACCACUACAUUCUGGGACGUCUUGGAUUUGUGACACUGGUGCUGCUCAAUGUUGGUCUUCUUGUGGUGUUCCGAUUCCAGAGUGUUCCGGUCUGCAGAGGGGUCUUGUCUCCAGUGUACACAUCUUUACACCUCGUCAGCAAAACAGACCUAUUCUACUACUCUCUGCUUCUCUUCAACUUGUGCACAGCAAUAGGUCCUUGGUUCAUCGGUGAGGUGAUUGACGGUCAGAGUGGUGCUUGUUUUGCGUAUGGAGUGUUUGUUGAUGGAUACUUCCUGGAGGGCAGCCUCACCUACGUUGUUGGAAUUCUCCAGCUGGUCUUCUUCAACAUCCCCCUGAACUGCUACCUUUGCUGGAGCCUCCACCUGCGCUACCGUGGCAACUCCCUGGGCUCGCACCUGUGCCGGCCGGGCUGCCGGCGCUGGGCGGCGCUGGUGCACCUGGGCAUGCUGGCGCUGUUGCUAUGGCAGGCGUACUCCUGCUACUUCCUGCUGGAGGCGUACGGCGUGCUGGCCUUCGUCCUGUCGCCUGUGCGCACCUGGGCGCUGCUGCUGAGCCUCCUGCUGAUCUACCGCGCCUGGAAGGGCCCCAUGCCACACCUCCGCAGCGACAGCAAGGCCAGCUUGGCCUCGUGACCCUGCGCUAGCGCCAACGCUAGCGGGGAUUUUGAUACUGUACAAUAACGUGUUCGGGUUGGAUUUUUUCUUUUUUUUGUUACUAAAAGAUUGCUAUUA